AUGAUUUUUUUAUUGUUAGCGUGCAUUUUUUAUGUUCUUCAGACGUUUCGACCAAAGAAAAAGUUUGUUCCGGGCACCGUUCGUUACAGUCUUCACAAGCAGGCUCAAGCCAGCUUACAUUCCGGCUUAGAUCUUCGUCAGGCAGUGAAACUACCUCCCGGAGAGGAAUUGAACGACUGGAUUGCUGUACAUGUGGUGGAUUUCUUUAACAGAAUUAAUCUGAUCUAUGGCACCGUUUGCGAGUUUUGUACAGAACUUUCUUGCCCUACAAUGUCGGGUGGAACGAAAUAUGAAUACCUCUGGAAAGACGGCAAUCAAUACAAAAAACCGACUAAGUUGCCAGCGCCGGUGUACAUCUGUCUUUUGAUGGAUUGGAUAGAAUACAAAGUCAAUGACCAGAACUGUUUUCCAAUCGAUCCAAGUACGCGUGUUCCAUUUCCGAGCAAUUUUCGGUCACUGUGUCGCAAGAUUUUAACGCGACUUUUCCGGGUAUUCGUCCAUGUGUAUAUUCAUCAUUUUGAACGACUUGUAUGGAUCGGAUCGGAGCCUCAUGUGAAUACGUGUUACAAGCAUUUCUACUAUUUUGUUACCGAGUUUGAUCUUGUCAGCGUUAAGGAACUUGAACCGUUAGUAAGUAGCACUUUUAACAGAUUACUCGAAUCACUUUCGAAAAAAUGA
Messenger RNA from Soboliphyme baturini, 678 nucleotides. The record is from the annotation of a GenBank genome assembly. NCBI's taxonomy places the organism in Eukaryota, Metazoa, Nematoda, Enoplea, Dioctophymatida, Soboliphymatidae.